Messenger RNA from Brettanomyces nanus, 399 nucleotides. RefSeq lists its product as uncharacterized. Gene Ontology annotation, molecular function: structural constituent of ribosome; RNA binding. The record is from RefSeq and is a predicted model, not a curated record. Gene Ontology annotation, cellular component: cytosolic large ribosomal subunit; ribosome. The transcript has a single exon. The coding region runs from base 1 to 399 and encodes 132 amino acids. NCBI's taxonomy places the organism in Eukaryota, Fungi, Ascomycota, Pichiomycetes, Pichiales, Pichiaceae. Gene Ontology annotation, biological process: ribosomal large subunit biogenesis; translation.
AUGGCUGCUGAAUCUAGUAUUAAGACUACCAACUGGAGACUGGUUGAAUUGGGAAGAAUCGUUUUGGUCGAGAACAAAUUGGCUGCGAUUGUUGAGAUUAUUGACCAGAAGAGGGCUUUAAUCGAUGGACCUGCUAUCGCCAGACAAGCCAUUGGUUUCAGUAAACUUACUUUGACUCCAUUGGUGUUGGCCAGACUUCCAAGAGGUUCUAGAACUUCCACCGUUACUAGGAAGUGGGCUGCUGCUGAUAUCGAUGCUAAGUGGACAAAGAGUGCUUGGGCCAAGAAGAUCGUUCAGAAACAAAAGAGAGCACAGCUUACAGACUUUGAGAGAUUCCAGGUUAUGGUGUUGAAGAAGCAGAGAAACUAUGCUGUCAAGAAGGCUUUGGCAAAGGCUUAA